Molecule: messenger RNA, 2005 nt
Organism: Manis javanica (Malayan pangolin)
Lineage: Eukaryota; Metazoa; Chordata; Mammalia; Pholidota; Manidae
Gene: FBXO5
Product: F-box protein 5
Biological process (GO): regulation of mitotic nuclear division; negative regulation of meiotic nuclear division
Cellular component (GO): nucleus
Molecular function (GO): protein binding
Source: RefSeq, a predicted model, not a curated record
GCGGUUCUCUCACCUGACGCGGAUCGUCUUCUUCUGGCAUGAACCGGCGCCCCUGCAGCUGCCCUCCACGGCCCGUCCCCAGCUCCUGCCGCUGCAGCGCCCUGACAGCCGCCGGGCGCCCUCGCCCCUCGGACAGUUAUAAAGAAGAAAGUUCCAGUCUUUCUGUCAAAAUGAAGUGUGAUUUUAACUACAACCAUAUUCAUUCUGUAUUUAAACUGGUAAAACCUGAUGAUAGUAGAAAACUGGAUUCCUCCACUCCUGUCUAUUUGGAAAGUUCUUAUAAAGACUGCAUUAAAGACUUUGAAAGGUUAUCAGAUACUGGGUCACCAGUUGUGAGCCCCAGGAUUGUAGAACCUGAAACUGAAAGCAAGCCCUUGAAUAACAAGGAAAAUCAGCAUGUGCAACAAACACUUAAUAAUUCAAGCCAAGUAGGAGAACUGGAGGCCAAUGAACCUUAUGAAGACAGUGGAUAUUCUUCAUUUUCCCAACAAAGUGGCCUCAAUGAACAUGAGUGUAGCCUUCCCCUGGAGGAAAAUUUCAGUGACAGUCCACAAUCCUGCCUGCUACAGACACAAAGCCCAGACCAAUAUCCCAACAAAAAUUUGCUGCCAGCUCUUCAUUUUGAAAAAAUGGUUUGUUCAACAUUAAAAAAGAAUGCCAAACGCAAUCCUAAAAUAGACUGGGAAAAGCUGAAGGAAUUUAUGUCCAGUGGAAAUUUUAGACUACAGAAUAUAAUUGGCAGGAAAAUGGGCCUAGAAUGUGUAGAUAUUCUCAGUGAACUCUUUCGGAGGGGACUCCGGCAUCUCUUAGCAAAUAUUUUAACACAGCUCAGUGAUAUGGACUUGAUCAAUGUGUCUAAAGUAAGCACAACUUGGAAGAAGAUUCUAGAAGAUGAUAAGGGAGCAUUGCAGUUGUAUCAUAAAGCAAUACAAAGAGUUACUGAAAAGAACAUUAAGUUUUCACCAAAUGCUUCAACCAGAGAAUGUAUUACGUUCAGACCUGCAUUAGCUUCUGUUCAAAGAUCAGCAACACAAACUGCCCCCAAGAAAGGUGCUCGAACCAAGUCAUCAGACCGGGGUGAUGAGAAAGGUUCUACUUGUAGUCGGUACAGUGAAUUCUGCGAGAUUGCCAAGACUUUGAAAAAGAAUGAAAGCCUCAAAGCAUGUAUUCGCUGUAAUUCACCUGCAAAAUAUGAUUGCUAUUUACAACGGGCAACCUGCAAACGAGAAGGCUGUGGAUUUGAUUAUUGUACAAGGUGUCUGUGUAAUUAUCAUACCACCAAAGACUGUUCAAAUGCCAAGCCCCUAAAAGCCAGUUAUAAAAUGAGUCCUCUGCCUGGUACUAAAAAAAGCAAGAAGAAUUUACGACGAUUGUGAUCUGUUAUUAAAUCAACUGUAAUCAUGAAGGUUAAAAAAUGUUAAGUUUUAAUUAAAAAAAAAAAUGAAUGUAUUGUGAUUUCUAAUUUUAUGUUGAAAUCAAUGUAGUGCAUGGGAUUUUUUUCCCCAGUUAGUAAAGAGGAUACAUAACCUAUUUUACAAUUUAAUGUGAAAAAGUUUAAGAUUCUUAGUAUGAAUCAAAACAUUUAAGUGUUUUAAGAAAAAAGGAAAACUACCUGAUAUUUGUGAUUCAGAGGUAAAAUAAAACUGACUCAAUUUUAUGGUAAAGGCCAUAACAUUUUACCUAGACAAUCUUAAAUAUAAAUUUUAUUUACCUUCUAUUAGCAUUUGAGACAUUUUAUCUGCCUUAGCCAAAUUAAUACCUAUUGAAAUAUCAAAUUCUAGAGUCUUAAUUUGUUUUACCUCCUUUGACUUUUUUCAGUGUGUGUGUAUUUCCCUCACAAAAGCAUCCUAUGUGAAAUCUUGUGUGUUUUCCUUGUUUGCAGUCUGUUUUAAUAUUUUUGUACAUAUGUAAAUAUUCUGUACUUUUUUAUGUAUCAAAUGUUUCUUUUGUAUAUAUAUAUAAGUAAUUCUUGUUCCUGUUAUGAAUAAAAUUGUUACAAACCUAA